UCUUUUCGCUGGCGGGCAGUGGGUCGUUGUUUUUUGUCUUACUGGAAAUAUCCUUAACCUCUUCUUCCCACGCAGAAAUCACUUUCUCCGCCGUUUCCUUAAACUGUUGUGUGCACAGAAUAUAGAGUAUCUUCUGCACGAGACUUUAUCAGAACGCUCGCGAGUCACGAGAGAACAGAAUAAGACGAGCUGCUACUAGAUGUCUCCCACGAAACCCUCUUGGAUCAUGUAUUAGAGCUGAUUAUGAACGAGAAGCCUCCAAACAGCACUAGUCUGUUUCUGAGUGAAGCCUCUGAGAAGCCACAGCGCACUGAGGAGGGCCUCCACCGUCUGUGCCGAGUGUUACAGAAGCAGAUGUCAGGAAGUCGACGGAAGAUGUGCGGCAUCACACGAGACAGCGUCAAGACGUUCCUGCGGAGGAACACCUUUGUGAUCUUCACGGUGGCCGCUGUGGCUUUAGGGGUGGUGUUGGGUUUCGCGCUGAGGCCGUAUAACCUGUCCAUGAGGGAGGUGAAGUAUUUCUCUUUCCCUGGAGAGCUGCUGAUGAGGAUGCUUCAGAUGCUCGUUCUACCGCUCAUCGUCUCCAGCCUUGUCACAGGAAUCUCCUCUUUAGACAGCAAGGCCUCUGGGAAGAUGGGAAUCCGGGCCAUCGUCUACUACAUGGUGACCACGUUUAUAGCGGUUUUUAUCGGUAUUGUAUUGGUGAUUAUUAUCAGGCCGGGUAAAGGCAGCAGGGACAGUCCAGUGACCUCUAGUGGCAGCAUUGAGCCUGUGCAGGCCGCUGACGCUUUUCUGGACCUGAUAAGAAACAUGUUUCCACCAAAUUUAGUUGAGGCCUGCUUUAAACAGUACAAAACACUAUACAAGAAAACCCUAUUGAUCAAAAAUGUCUCCAUCGUGGUCAAUGCGUCAGACCUCAACUCUACAGACCUCAGCCAAGCGUCCAACUUCAGCACAGUCCUGCAGACCAUCCAGGAGACGGUGGAGGAGGUGGUGCCUGUCUCCGGUUCCUCCAAUGGGGUGAACGCCUUGGGGUUGGUGGUCUUCUCCAUGUGCUUUGGAUUAGUGAUUGGAAACAUGAAACAGCAGGGCCAGGCUCUCCGGGACUUCUUUGACUGCCUGAAUGAGGCUAUAAUGCGCUUGGUGGCCAUCAUUAUCUGGUAUGCUCCGGUGGGAAUCCUCUUCCUGAUCGCAGGGAAGAUCGUGGAGAUGAAAGAUCUUGCUCAGGUGGGCGGACAGUUAGGGAUGUACACGGUUUCUGUCAUUGUGGGACUCCUCAUCCAUGGCCUGUUCGUUCUGCCGCUGCUCUUCUUUGUGGUGACCAAGAAGAACCCUUUCACCUUCAUAGCUGGGCUGCUGCAGGCUCUGAUCACAGCUCUAGGCACCUCAUCCAGCUCUGCCACCCUGCCCAUCACUUUCCGUUGUCUUGAAGAAAACAACCAUGUGGACAAACGAGUGACCCGUUUUGUGCUGCCAGUUGGAGCCACAAUCAAUAUGGACGGCACAGCUCUGUACGAGGCAGUGGCGGCCAUUUUUAUCGCCCAGGUCAAUGACAUGGACCUGAACUUUGGGCAGAUCCUCACCAUCAGCAUCACGGCGACCGCCGCCAGCAUCGGAGCAGCAGGCAUCCCUCAGGCUGGGCUGGUGACCAUGGUGAUAGUAUUGACAUCGGUGGGACUGCCCACAGAGGACAUUACACUGAUCAUCGCAGUGGACUGGUUCCUGGAUCGACUCAGGACCACCACCAAUGUGCUGGGAGAUUCUUUCGGUGCUGGGAUCGUGGAGCAUCUGUCCCGACAGGAACUCCAGAACCAGGAUGUGGAAAUCAGCAACUUCGUGAUCGAGGAGAAUGAAAAGCCGUACCAGCUGAUCUGUCAGGAGAACGACUCUCUCAAACAUCGCAACAGUGAAACCACCAUGUAACUAUCCUCAAACCAUCAUAGUUCACACCGACGGACUGUAAAAAAAACUCCACUCCACUUCUGUCCACUAGGGAAAAGUGAAGCCACAAUAUUCCAAUUUGAAGCACAGUCAUGAAACCACAUGCAUUUUUAUAGCAUUAAACUAAAACAAACCGUAUUAGAAAUCCAAGGUUUGCAAACAAUGGUGAUGGUUUUUCUGACAAUUGAUGACAGUUUCCUAUUAGCAGUCUAUGGAAGCCAUGGAAUAAAAUAAUAAUAAAAAGGUUUAUUUAAGAUUACAUUUAAAAAUGUAAUACAUACCUAUACCGAGAUUGUAAAUCACAAUUCUGAUAAGAAGUCAUAAGUUAAUAUCCCACAGUUCUGACUUUACAAACUCGCUAUUGAUGAGUUAAAUCAGAUCUAAAUAUACAGUCUAAACUUGCAUUUGUGAGAAAAAGUCAGAAUAGUGAGAUAAAUAGGUAAAUGUUAUGUAAAAUGGUAUAGGUUUAAAUAGUAUUUCAUGAUGUAACUGUAGGGCUACUACAAUAUGACCCAUAUGAACUCUAUAUGUGAAUAUUAUUUUGAUCUAUUUUUAAAAUCAAUUUUAGGGUAAUCACACCAGGUUUUAUCCAUAGUCUGUCCAUUUAAAAGUUAGUUUCUCUAAUCUAUGACGAUGGUUUUCUAUGUUAAAAAUUAUUUGCAUUCCAAUUCUGACAUCCAAAGGCACAACAACAAUAGACUUUUUCUCUUAUUCCAUGGAUUUUACCCAUUUUCCUCCACUUGUUAGGAACGUUUUUCUGCCACCACAAUACAUGAGCAGCUCCAGGUGAAAUAACUGUGGCAUCUACUCCAAAUUGGUCUAUAUCAGCAUGAUAAGAACUACUUAAAAUGCUGGAAACCAUGUUUUGGCUUUACUUUUUGGAACAUGCAAGGCACACUUCUUCACACUCAAAGCACUAUAGUUAAAUUAAACAUUUUCUGAAAAUUAGAGCAUGCUCAUUAAAAUGUUGGAAAGAAGACAGACGUUGAGAAUGUAAUUGAUAGCCAAUAAGAUUUGUAAAUGCUAUCUCACAACAAAUUCGUAUGUAUUUUAUGGAGGUGGCUAAUUUGCAUGACCACAUUGGUGUUUUAUGCGAGGGGUAAGUCUAGGGCUGGUCAUUUGUACGAAUUCCUACAAAAAUGCCACCUCUUAAAACAAGUAUGAUUUUUCACAAAACGUACAAAUUUGAACGAACUAGCUCAUACGAAUUCAUAAGAAUUAGCCGCCUUCUAAAAUGUUUGCUGUGAGAUCGGGUAGUAAUUGUGGUUUUAUCCAUUAGUAUUUUUAUUCACUUUGAAACAAUCGAAACACAUCCAGGUCAGAGUAGCACCCAAUUACAACAACACUAUGCUAGUUUUAUAAUGCUAAUUUGAGACUGUUAAAAACCUCUUUGGUUUUUGUAAAUUGUUUAAAGUAUAAAUAUUGUUUUAGAGUUGGUUGAUGUCAGUAAACCUGCAUUAUAACUUAAUGCUGUAUUACCUCAUACACACAAUGCCAUACUCAUAGAUGAUACAUGUAGAGACAAAGGGAACAUUUUUGAGUAACUUUGAAGUUCUUAUCGUGGUUUUGUUAUCUAGGUUAACAAUAAUGCUAAUUUGUAGAUGUUUAUAUGAUAUUGAAUGAUAGUGUGAUCAAUUACUUAUAUUAUGUAAUGUUUCUUUGAUGAAUUUAGCUUUUGCCUUACUGUUUCAUACAUACGUAUAACUCCUCCCUUAAAGGGACAGUUCAUCCAAAAAUGAAAAAUCUGUCAUCAUUUAAUCACUCCCCACUUGUUUCAAGCCUGUAUGAGUUUCUGUCUUCUGCUGAACCCAAAAGAAGAUAAUCUGAAGAAUAUUAAUAAGUCAGUGCUAGCCAUUGAAGUUUAUGGUAUGGAAAAAAUACUAUGGAAGUCAUUGGCUACCAUCAAAUGUGUGGUAAAUGACAUUUUUAUGUGAACUGUUCAUUUAAGAAUGGCUUUUAUUAACAUUAUUUGUUUGAAUUCAUUCUUGAUGGCACACAUCGGCAGGAUGUAAAGUGUAUGUGAAGAGUUUUUGUUUUGUGGUGGAUUAUGUCUGAUUAUUCUAGCAUGUUCUAGUUCUCCAGCCAGUUUGUGUUGUGCUUUGCUGGUUGUUUUAAGUACUUUUUGAUGUCUGUUUUCCAGUUUUAUAAAUAUCCUCAGAUCGUGCUGCUCGUAUUGCACCUGUGUUUUUUUUGUGAAAUACUUGAAUCUACCACAAAGGUCCCAAAUCAGUAUUAGCAGAUUGGAUUCACUUCAAAAUCCUCUCUCUUAAAUUUAGAUUCACAGUAUAUACUUUUAGUAGAGAUUGCUUUAAAUAAAUGCAAACUAUGUGAAAAUGCGGUAAUGUUGUUUAAUAUUUCUUAUUUAUAAGUAUUUAUAUGGUUCCAUUUUGUACUGAACUGUUGUACUUAUUAAUUUGGAGUUUGCGUUUUUGAGUUAAUGGUCUAGUGUGGGCAUAUAUUUGACUUGAAUGAUUUGGUCAUUUGAAUUCUGUAAUAAAUGUCUCAGGAAUAAAAUUA
Carassius gibelio (silver crucian carp) is the source of this 4458-nucleotide messenger RNA. RefSeq names its product solute carrier family 1 member 6 (gene slc1a6). Gene Ontology annotation, cellular component: plasma membrane. Gene Ontology annotation, biological process: L-glutamate transmembrane transport. The record is from RefSeq and is a predicted model, not a curated record. The coding region runs from base 244 to 1923 and encodes 559 amino acids. The transcript is spliced from 10 exons. Lineage: Eukaryota; Metazoa; Chordata; Actinopteri; Cypriniformes; Cyprinidae. Gene Ontology annotation, molecular function: glutamate:sodium symporter activity; neutral L-amino acid transmembrane transporter activity; L-glutamate transmembrane transporter activity.